GUUUUGAUAAAUCUCCCCCUAUGUGACCUGGGAUCAUCCCUGUGAAGGAAAAACACUGAAAGAGUUUGCAGGGAUACAACCCUAUUCCUAUGAAACUCUCUGUAUUCAGUAUGUCUUCCUCAAAACCAAGUGGUAGUAAAAGUAAACGAAAAAUUGCUGAAGAACACCGAAAUUUCCAAGAAAAGUGGGAAUUUAAGUUUUUUUGCUGUGAAGUAAGCGAUAAAAUCAUCUGCUUGAUAUGUAAUGAUGCUAUUAGUGUACCAAAGUUAUAUAAUAUUAAACGUCACUAUGAACAACAUAAAACAAAAAAUGACAAUUAUGAAGGAUUAAUGAGACAAGAAAAAUUGAAACAGCUCAAGUUGGGGCUGAAAAAACAACAGUUCAUGUUUACUAAAGUAUCACAAGAAAGUGAAGCGGCGGUGCAUGCAAACUAUGUCUUGUCAGGAUUGAUUGCUAAACAUUCGAAAACUUUUACCAAAGGUUAUUUCAUCAAGGAAUGUUUAAUAAAAGCUGCAGAAAUUGUUUGUCCUGGAAGUGUGAAGGCUUUUCAAGUAAUCUCUUUGUCUCGAAAUACAGUUGUGGAAAGAGUUACUGAUUUGGCUGCCAAUUUAUGUGAUCAGUUAAAAUCAAAAUCAUCUAGUUUCAAAGCUUUUUCCAUUGCCUGUGAUGAGAGUACGGACAUUGGGGGCGUAGCUCAGUUAGCUGUGUUUCUUCGUGCGUGUGACACGGAUUUCAACAUUUUUGAGGAAUUAUUGGAACUAGUACCAAGGCGCGGCACUACAACAGGAAAAGAUAUAUUUAUUUGUGUUGAUGAAGUUCUGCAAAAAUACAAUCUACCUCUGUCAAAAUUAAAUUCUGUAGCUACAGAUGGAGCUCCUUCAAUGACUGGAAAAACCAACGGUUUUGUAGAAUAACUAUGAAAGAAACAAAGUG
This is a messenger RNA of Hyla sarda, 933 nucleotides long. Its product is annotated as general transcription factor II-I repeat domain-containing protein 2-like. NCBI's taxonomy places the organism in Eukaryota, Metazoa, Chordata, Amphibia, Anura, Hylidae. The record is from RefSeq and is a predicted model, not a curated record. The coding region runs from base 90 to 914 and encodes 274 amino acids. The transcript has 2 exons.